Molecule: messenger RNA, 1485 nt
Organism: Yamadazyma jaroonii
Lineage: Eukaryota; Fungi; Ascomycota; Pichiomycetes; Serinales; Debaryomycetaceae
Source: the annotation of a GenBank genome assembly
AUGAUUAGACAAACUAAAAGAAGAACUGCUGGACGUAGGAAUUUCGAAAAUGGAAUGAUCUUCCAGUCUUCUAAGCUUGAUAAAUUAUAUAGUCAUAGAUUAUCAUUUUAUGAUAUACCACCAUUAGAUGAAAUCACUUUAGAAGAAUUUGAACUUUGGGCUAUUGAUAGAUUGAAAGUUUUAAUUGAAAUUGAAUCAUGUAUUGCUAGAAGUAAAUCUGUUAAAGAAAUGGAAUCUAUUAUCAAACCUUUAUUAUCGAAAUAUUUACCUAUUUCAACUUUAAGUAAAGGUAAUGAAAAACAAAUUGAAUUAGAACGUAAGAAAGAUCAUUAUAGUCAUUUCAUUUUAAGAUUGGUUUUCUGUAGAAGUGAAGAUUUAAGAAAAAAAUUCAUUAAAACAGAAUCAAUUUUAUUCAAAAUAAGAUAUAAUUUAAUGCAACCAAAGGAACAAACUAAUUUUAUUAAUGAUAAUAAUGAUAAAUUAAAUUGGAGUUAUAUCAAUAAUGAAGAAAAGGAACAAAUGUUUGAACAACUUUUCAACGCUACUGGUAGUGCUAUUAGAAGUCAAUUAAUCAUGGAUAAUGAAAAUUUAUCCAUCAAUAAUGAACAAUUAAGACAACAUGUUAAAAUGGAAAAUUUCAUUAAGUUACCUUUUGAAAAAAUUCCUCAUUUACUUAGUGCAAGAUCAAUAUUUAUUCGUAAUGGUGAAGGUUAUAUUCCAACAACUUUACAAAUAAACUUAUUAGUUCGUGAAUUCCAAAAUAUGUUGGAAAAUAAUUUAAUUAAAACUUUCCAAUCACUCCCAAGAUUAGAUGAAGAUGAUAGAUUAUUACCUGUAUUAAAUAGUUUAUCAAGAAAUUUUGCUAGUGUUCAAUAUGAAGUAGAUCUGAAUAAUGAAAAUGUUGGUGAUAUUAAUAGUCAAUCUAUUUUAACUAAUGAAAUCACUAAACAUUAUCCAUUAUGUGGAAAACAUUUACAAAAAACUUUGAGUGUAAAUCAUCAUUUGAGAUAUCAAGGUCGUCAACAAUUAGGUUUAUUCUUAAAAGGUAUUGGAUUAAAUAUUGAUGAAGCAUUGAAAUUCUGGUCAAAUCAAUUCUCUGCCAAUAUGACAAUGGAAAAAUUCAAUAAAGAAUAUAAAUAUAAUAUCAGACAUAAUUAUGGUUUGGAAGGGGCUAGAAAUAAAUAUAGACCUUGGGAUUGUGCUACCAUAUUAUCCAAACCAAAACCUAAUAAACAAGAAGCUCAUGGUUGUCCUUAUAGGGACUUAAAUUUAGAUUCAUUAGUUUCAAAUUUAAAUGAUAUGGGUAUUAAUGAUCAAAAAGAUAUUAAUGGAGUUAUCGAACAUGUUAAUAAAAACGAAUAUACUGUUGCAUGUACCAAGGUAUUCGAAUUAACUCAUAAGAAUAUGAAAGGUAAUGAGAAUUUACAUAUCAAUCAUCCAAAUCUUUACUUCGAUAGAUCCAGACAAUUGGAGAAAUCUUCUUAA